Molecule: messenger RNA, 948 nt
Organism: Cutaneotrichosporon cavernicola
Lineage: Eukaryota; Fungi; Basidiomycota; Tremellomycetes; Trichosporonales; Trichosporonaceae
Exons: 2
Coding region: 1-948 (315 amino acids)
Molecular function (GO): riboflavin reductase (NADPH) activity; FMN binding
Source: RefSeq, a predicted model, not a curated record
AUGAAUCCCCCGCGCGGAGCAGCCCUCUGGCUCCGCCGCGCCCGCGAACUCGUCUCAGACCUCCAAGCGCACGCGAGCGCAACGUCUGCGCCAGCGCCAUCCCCACCAGCUUUCAGACCACCCGACUGGCUCCGGCCACCAUGGGAUCCGGCCCCCUCUCCACCGCCUAGUACCACCAGUCCCAGCAAUAUCCCAAGUAAUGCUGAACGAUGGCGGAACGCCUACCGUUCGCCCGCACCACCAGCAUACCGCCUCCCUCCCCAACAACACCACCAUCCCCCGCCGCCCUUCCCGGCUCCGUGUGAUGAACCGUCUUGCGGACAUCCCGUCUCUGCUGAACUGCAGGGGAAGAAGAGUGAUGAUGAGGCGGGCGCGCAGAUGCGUGAGGUGCUCCGUUCCGUCGCGCAGCCCGUCGUCGUGGCCGUCGCGCGGACUGAUAACGAAACGACACCAUUCCACGGCGCGACGCUCACUUCCUUCGCAUCUCUCACGCUCGAACCACAUCCCCUCGUCGCGUUCUCCCUUCGCCUCCCGAGUCGAAUGGCCGAUUGCCUACGUCCUCCUCCUUCCUCUCCUCGCACGAGCGGCGAACCCGUCCCAGCGCAUCUUUGUGCCCCUCGAGCCGCGCCGACACGUCUCACUAUCAGCUUGCUGGCUGGUGAUAACCAGGGCGUGGCGGACGAGCUUGCUACACCAGGUAUCGACCACUCGGCCAUUUUCCGCAGCGAUGAGUGGGACACCCGCGAUCCACCUGCGCUCAAAUCAGCCGUGGGAUGCCUCGAGUGCCAGGUGGUGCAUAAUCUCCCACUGCGGGAUGUUGGUGGCAAGACGAGUAGCAGCAAGGAGGGGAGCGAGCUGUUCAUCUGCCGCGUGCUCAAGGCUGAGCGGUGCGAGGGGGCUGAUAGCCUCGUGCAUUUCCAGCGCGACUACUUCUCCGUACGCAAGUGA